This is a messenger RNA of Ostrinia furnacalis (Asian corn borer), 5883 nucleotides long. Its product is annotated as ryanodine receptor-like. Gene Ontology annotation, cellular component: sarcolemma; smooth endoplasmic reticulum; sarcoplasmic reticulum membrane. Bases 1 to 5883 code for a protein of 1960 amino acids. Gene Ontology annotation, molecular function: protein binding; ryanodine-sensitive calcium-release channel activity. The transcript has 46 exons. The record is from RefSeq and is a predicted model, not a curated record. Gene Ontology annotation, biological process: striated muscle contraction; release of sequestered calcium ion into cytosol by sarcoplasmic reticulum. Lineage: Eukaryota; Metazoa; Arthropoda; Insecta; Lepidoptera; Crambidae.
AUGUCCAACAGAGAGAAAUAUGUCCCAUACCCCGGCGGGGGUGAGAAGUGGGGAGGGAAUGGAGUAGGGGAUGACCUCUACUCGUUCGGAUUCGACGGCGCCUUCAUGUGGUCUGGUGGAAGAAAGACACCUGUGAACAGGACGCAUGCUGAGGAGCCUUAUAUACGGAAAAGUGACGUAAUCGGCUGUGCUCUAGAUUUGACAGUGCCGAUUAUAAACUUUAUGUUCAACGGAGUAAGGGUCACUGGAUCCUUCACCAACUUCAACUUGGAAGGCAUGUUCUUCCCGGUUAUCAGUUGCUCAAGCAAAUUGAGUUGCCGCUUCCUUCUCGGAGGCGAACACGGCCGGCUGCGCUACGCGGCGCCCGAAGGCUACUCUCCUUUAGUGGAGUCUCUCCUGCCUCAGCAGAUCCUGGCCUUGGAGCCGUGCUUCUACUUCGGCAACUUGGCCAAGCGGGCCCUAGCUGGGCCACCGCUGGUGCAAGACGAUACGGCUUUUGUACCCACACCCGUGGAUACUUUGCAGAUUACUUUGCCGUCGUAUGUCGAACAAAUCAGAGACAAACUAGCAGAGAAUAUCCACGAAAUGUGGGCCAUGAAUAAGAUUGAAGCGGGAUGGAUGUAUGGAGAUCAGCGCGAAGACUUGCACAAGAUCCACCCGUGCUUGGUGCCGUUCGAGCGGCUCCCCGCCGCUGAGAAACGAUACGACAUCCAGUUGGCGGUGCAAACACUCAAGACUAUUCUUGCUCUCGGCUACUACAUCAGCCUUGACAAGCCCCCAGCGCGUAUCCGCAACGUUCGUCUGCCCAACGAGCCUUUCAUGCAGUCGAACGGUUACAAGCCAGCACCCUUAGACUUGAGUGCUGUCACCCUAACACCAAAGAUGGAUGAGUUAGUUGACCAGCUUGCUGAGAACACUCACAAUCUUUGGGCUAGGGAGCGCAUCCAGCAAGGAUGGACUUAUGGACUCAAUGAGGACCCCGACAUGCACCGCUCGCCGCAUCUGGUGCCGUACCCAAAAGUGGACGACGCGAUCAAAAAGGCCAACCGGGACACCGCGUCUGAGACUGUCAGGACUCUGUUAGUCUAUGGAUAUAAUUUGGAUCCGCCCACAGGAGAGCAACACGAAGCAUUGCUAGCUGAAGCCUCGAAACAGAAACAAGCUGAUUUCAGGACGUAUAGAGCGGAGAAGAAUUACGCAGUCAGCUCUGGAAAGUGGUACUUCGAGUUUGAGAUCCUGACUGCUGGGCCGAUGAGGGUUGGUUGGGCCCACGCUGAUAUGGCCCCAGGAAUGAUGCUGGGGCAAGACGAAAACUCCUGGGCUUUCGACGGUUACAACUGUGUAAAAGUCCACGGUGGCUCGAACGACGCAUUCGGACAGCAAUUCAAAGUGGGCGACAUAGUCGGAUGCUUCCUGGAUGUUUGGGAUAUGACCAUCAGUUUCUCGCUCAAUGGAGAGUUGUUGAUGGACGCACUCGGUGGUGAGACAACAUUUGCUGAUGUACAAGGAGAUAACUUCGUUCCCGCUUGUACUCUUGGAGUGGGACAGAAGGCCCGGCUGACAUACGGACAAGACGUUAACACUCUAAAAUACUUCACAACUUGCGGUCUUCAGGAAGGAUACGAGCCUUUCUGUGUGAACAUGAAGCGUGACGUCACCCACUGGUACACCAAGGACCAACCCAUCUUCGAAAAUACGGAUGAAAUGCUGGACACCAGGAUAGAUGUUACCAGGAUCCCAGCUGGCUCCGAAACACCACCUUGCAUGAAGAUCUCUCACAACACAUUUGAGACCAUGGAAAAGGCCAACUGGGAGUUCCUACGGUUGUCUUUGCCCGUCAUAUGCCAGGCACAAUUUAUAGGUGAACAAGAGAAAGCCAGAAGAUGGGUGGAGAUCAAGGAACGUCAACAAAUCCUGAUGAAAGAAGCGACUGAAGCCCAAAUGCCAGCCCACAUCGAUCAGAUUAUGAGAAGCGGGUUCACCAUGAAUGAUAUCAAAGGUCUGCACUACGAAGAUAACCAGGACGACGUCCAGUCAAAGAUGAAGAGGCAGCCUUCGAGACCCCCCCGCAAAGGCUCGGUGACGCGAGGCGUGACGUAUCAGCAAGGUCAAGUAAACGGCAUGCAUAGGUCGACGAGCGAAGCCGAGAUGUCUAAAUACGAGUUGGGCGUCCAAAACCUGGCCGAUGAAAAGAAGGAUAAAAGAGGAAGAUCGCCUUUCAAGUUCUUCAAAAGCAAACGCGGCGAGAGCGGAGACCGAGCGAAGUCUCGCAAAUCGAAGACUCCAGAUCCCUUCAGUGACACGGAAGUCUCUCCUGAGAGAGGUCCGAGGAGACCCAACCCUCAAAUACGAGUUUCACAGGCGAAUCAAAGAUAUGACAACAUGCUCCCAAGAGCUAGUAAACCCACCUUGUAUGACAGCCAAGGAGGUUUGAACACCAACCUGCAAAUGGCGACUCCGACGCAAGACCGGAAGCAGAUGACCACUAGUGCCCUUUCUGCGGCCACCACAGAAACUGUGGGCAACGAGAUUUUCGACGCGGAGUGCUUGAAACUGAUCAACGAGUACUUUUAUGGUGUCAGAAUAUUCCCCGGUCAAGACCCGACGCACGUUUACAUCGGAUGGGUGACCACGCAGUACCACCUGCACUCCAAAGACUUCAACCAGAACAAAGUCAUGAAGUCGUCAGUCAUCAUCACUGAUGACUACGACCGGGUUGUGGAGAGCGUUAACCGCCAAUCCUGCUACAUGGUCCGAGCGGACGAGCUAUACAACGAAGUAAUGGCUGAAGCGACAGGACCCAAAGGCGCUUCGCAGGGAAUGUUCAUCGGUUGCUCGGUAGACACCUCCACUGGUACUGUGGCGUUCACUUGCGAAGGGAAGGAUACUAGCAUCAAAUUCAAGAUGGAGCCAGAAACAAAGCUCUUCCCAGCCAUUUUCGUAGAGGCCACAUCCAAGGAGAUCCUGCAGAUCGAGCUGGGCAGGUCUUCCACCAGCCUCCCGCUAAGCGCUGCGGUGCUGCCCACUAGUGAUAAACACGUCAUACCGCAGUUCCCGCCGAGGUUGAAGGUUCAGUGCUUGAAGCCGCACCAGUGGGCUAGGGUACCAAAUCAAUCUUUGCAAGUCCACGCCUUGAAGCUGUCAGAUAUCCGUGGUUGGUCCAUGCUGUGUGAAGAUGCUGUAUCCAUGCUCGCCCUUCACAUACCAGAGGAAGAUCGCUGCAUAGAUAUUCUGGAGUUGAUAGAAAUGGACAAACUUCUGAGUUUCCACUCACACACGUUGACUUUGUACGCUGCGUUGUGCUACCAAAGUAAUUACAGGGCCGCCCACGCUCUCUGCCAACACGUGGACCAAAAGCAGUUGUUAUACGCCAUCAAGUCUCAGUACAUGUCGGGCCCGCUGCGCCAGGGCUUCUACGACCUGCUCAUCGCGCUGCAUCUGGAGUCCCACGCCACCACCAUGGAGACAUGCAAGAACGAGUUCGUGAUACCACUAGGGCCUGAACUGAAGGCGCUAUACGAUGAGGCAGGCAUGGGCCACAGCCUCCGUUCGCUGCAGACUGAGAGCGUACGUCCACAGAUGAAGAUGACGGACAUCGCCGAGAAUAUCUCAGACAUCAGCAACCUGUACUCGCCGUACUUCCCGCUAGAGGUCGUGAGGGAGUUCCUGAUGCAAGCACUAGCAGAGGCCGUGGAGACCAACCAGGUGCACAAUCGAGACCCCGUGGGGGGCAGCAACGAGAAUCUGUUCUUGCCGCUAAUAAAGCUGGUGGAUCGUCUUCUGCUCGUGGGAAUGAUGAGAGACGAGGAUGUCGAGAAGUUGCUCAUCAUGAUCAACCCUGAGACUUGGGACCCCACGUUCGAUAGAGAAGGCAAAGACGAGCACCGCAAAGGCUUACUCCACAUGAAGAUGGCGGAAGGCGCCAAACUCCAGAUGUGUUACUUACUGCAGCAUCUGAAUGACAUUCAGCUGCGGCACCGAGUGGAGUCCAUCAUAGCUUUCGCACACGACUUCGUUGGCGAUGUCCAGACUGAUCAGUUGAGACGUUACACAGAAAUCAAGCAGUCGGACCUGCCCAGUGCGGUUGCAGCCAAGAAGACCAGGGAGUUCCGUUGUCCUCCCCGGGAACAGAUGAAUGCCAUCCUUAGUUUCAAGCAUCUAGAAGAGGAAGACAAGGAGAACUGCCCGUGUGGCGAGGACCUCAUCGCGCGAAUGAACGAGUUCCACGAGUCACUAAUGUCGCACGUGUCUCUCAAUGCACUGCAGGAGCCGGACCCUGGGGAAAACGCUGAGCCCGAAGCGAAACCGGGUGCUUUCGGCAAACUGUACAACAUUAUCAACACUGUGAAGGAGUUGGAAGAAGAACCUAAGGCCAUAGAAGAACCACCGAAGAAAACUCCGGAAGAGAAGUUCCGCAAAGUCCUGAUCCAGACUAUAGUCAGUUGGGCGGAGGAGUCGCAGAUCGAAACGCCCAAACUAGUCAGGGAGAUGUUCAGUCUCCUAGUACGCCAAUACGACGCUGUAGGCGAGUUGAUCCGCGCCCUUGAGAAGACAUACGUCAUCAACGCAAAAACGAAACUAGAUGUCGCCGAAAUGUGGGUGGGACUUAGUCAAAUCCGUGCGCUGUUGCCAGUACAGAUGAGCCAAGAGGAAGAAGAACUGAUGAGGAAGAGAUUAUGGAAACUUGUCAACAACCACACGUUCUUCCAGCAUCCUGACUUAAUUAGAGUGCUCCGUGUCCACGAGAACGUGAUGGCAGUGAUGAUGAACACGCUAGGCCGCCGUGCGCAGGCGCAGUCCGACGCUCAGCCCGCCUCACCGCCCACCGCCGAUGACAAGGAAAAGGACACGUCACACGAAAUGGUGGUAGCCUGCUGCCGUUUCCUCUGCUACUUCUGCCGCACCGGCCGCCAAAACCAGAAAGCCAUGUUCGACCACUUCGACUUCUUGCUGGAGAACUCCAAUAUCCUCCUGUCGAGGCCUUCGUUGAGAGGAUCCACGCCUUUGGAUGUGGCUUACUCCAGUCUUAUGGAGAACACUGAACUGGCGCUUGCUUUGAGAGAGCACUAUCUAGAGAAGAUAGCAGUGUACCUCUCCCGUUGCGGGUUACAAAGCAACUCGGAGCUGAUAGAGAAAGGAUACCCCGACCUUGGCUGGGACCCAGUGGAAGGCGAAAGGUAUCUGGACUUCCUGCGGUUCUGCGUUUGGGUCAACGGCGAAAGCGUAGAAGAAAACGCCAACCUAGUCAUCCGUUUGCUCAUCCGUCGGCCGGAGUGCCUGGGCCCGGCCCUGAGGGGCGAGGGCGAGGGCCUGCUCAAGGCGAUAGUGGACGCCAACAAGAUGAGCGAGCGGAUCGCCGACAGGAGGAAGCUAAGGGAGAUGGAACAGGAGGGCGAUGUUACUAUGCGAGACACGCUCCGUCGGCCGGAGUGCCUGGGCCCGGCCCUGAGGGGCGAGGGCGAGGGCCUGCUCAAGGCGAUAGUGGACGCCAACAAGAUGAGCGAGCGGAUCGCCGACAGGAGGAAGCUGCGGGAGAUGGAGCAGGAGGGCGACGUCACUAUCCGAGACACGCCCCGUCGGCCGGAGUGCCUGGGCCCGGCCCUGAGGGGCGAGGGCGAGGGCCUGCUCAAGGCGAUAGUGGACGCCAACAAGAUGAGCGAGCGGAUCGCCGACAGGAGGAAGCUGAGGGAGAUGGAGCAGGAGGGCGACGUCACUUUCUCCCACCCUCUCCCCGAGUCGGAUGAAGAUGAAGACUACAUCGACACCGGCGCGGCCAUCUUGAACUUCUAUUGUACACUGGUCGACUUGCUGGGACGCUGUGCGCCGGACGCCGCUGUCAUUGCUUUGGCACCAUCGGAAAAGUCGUUCAAGGUCGUUUUGUAA